This is a messenger RNA of Podarcis raffonei (Aeolian wall lizard), 3564 nucleotides long. It is a transcript of the gene PATZ1, whose product is annotated as POZ/BTB and AT hook containing zinc finger 1. Gene Ontology annotation, cellular component: nucleus. Gene Ontology annotation, biological process: regulation of immune system process; negative regulation of transcription by RNA polymerase II; regulation of cytokine production. Bases 6 to 2231 code for a protein of 741 amino acids. Gene Ontology annotation, molecular function: RNA polymerase II cis-regulatory region sequence-specific DNA binding; DNA-binding transcription factor activity, RNA polymerase II-specific; protein binding. The record is from RefSeq and is a predicted model, not a curated record. The transcript has 6 exons. NCBI's taxonomy places the organism in Eukaryota, Metazoa, Chordata, Lepidosauria, Squamata, Lacertidae.
CCCCGAUGGAGCGGGUGAACGAGGCGGCCGCCGCCGCCGCUGCAGCCGCCGCCAGUGCCAACGCGUGCGGCCCGUCCCCACCGGGCUGCUACACGUACCAGGUGAGCCGGCACAGCGCCGACCUUCUGCACAACCUGAACCAGCAGCGCAAGAACGGCGGGCGCUUCUGCGACGUGCUUCUCCGCGUCGGCGACGAGAGCUUCCCCGCGCACCGCGCCGUCCUGGCUGCCUGCAGCGAGUACUUCGAGUCGGUCUUCAGCGCGCAGGGACUGAGUGGAGGCGUUGAGGGCGCCGGAGGUACAGGAGCCGCCGGGGCGCCAGACGGGGGCGCAGCUGAGGCGACCGGCGCUGGAGGGGGCGGCCCCGGGGGCGGGGGCGGCCCCGGCGGGGUGGGCCGGGAGCUGGAGAUGCACACCAUCAGCUCCAAGGUCUUCGGAGACAUCCUGGACUUUGCCUACACCUCACGGAUUGUGGUGCGCCUAGAGAGCUUCCCAGAGCUCAUGACAGCCGCCAAGUUCCUUCUCAUGCGCUCUGUCAUCGAUAUCUGCCAGGAGGUCAUCAAGCAGUCCAACGUCCAGAUUCUGGUCCCUCCCGCCACCCGCCCAGACAUCAUGCUCUUCCGUCCUGGCGCGGGCACCACUGACCUGGGCUUCCCCCUUGACAUGACCAACGGCACUGGGUUGGCCCCCAAUGGCAAUGGAAUCGCCGGCAUGCCCGAGGAUGAAGCCACUCGGGCUGCCCUCUCCGCCGCUGCCCAGUCUUCCUUGCCCGUCUUGCAGGGGGUGGACCGUCUUCCCAUGGUGGCCGGGCCUCUCUCGCCACCCCUCCUGGCUUCGCCCUUCCAAAACGUUGGCACUGGCGCCCCCUCUCUGAGCAGCAAGCGGGGUCGGGGGCGUCCCCGCAAGGCCAACCUGCUGGACUCCAUGAUGUUCAGUGCCCCGGGGGGUCUGAGGGACGCUGGCAUCCUUCCCUGUGGCCUGUGCGGGAAAGUCUUCACAGAUGCCAACCGCCUCCGCCAGCACGAAGCCCAGCAUGGCGUCACCAGCUUGCAGCUGGGCUACAUCGACCUCCCACCCCCCAGGCUGGGCGAGAAUGGGAUCCCCGGGCUGGAUGACACGGCCGCCCCCCGCAAGCGGAGCCGGACAAGGAAGCAGGUGGCUUGCGAGAUCUGCGGGAAGAUCUUCCGGGACGUUUACCACCUGAAUCGGCACAAGCUGUCACAUUCUGGCGAGAAGCCCUACUCGUGCCCUGUGUGCGGGCUGCGGUUCAAGAGGAAGGACCGGAUGUCCUAUCACGUCCGGUCCCACGAUGGGUCGGUGGGGAAGCCUUACAUUUGCCAGAGCUGCGGAAAAGGUUUCUCUAGGCCUGACCAUCUGAACGGGCACAUCAAACAAGUGCACACAUCAGAGAGACCUCACAAAUGUCAGCAGGAAAUUGCCAGCCUCCAUGGAAUAAGCUCAGAGACAUCUACAUCCCUAGAGCAGUUGAAACUUCAAGAGACCUGCAACGCCUCUUUUGCCACCCGGGACCGGCUGCGCUCGCACCUGGCAUGCCACGAAGACAAAGUCCCGUGCCAGGUCUGCGGGAAGUACCUGCGGGCGGCGUACAUGGCCGACCACCUGAAGAAACACAGCGAAGGACCAAGCAACUUCUGUACCAUCUGCAACAGAGGUUUCUCCUCUGCCUCCUACUUAAAGGUCCAUGUUAAAACCCACCACGGUGUUCCCCUUCCCCAGGUCUCCAGACACCCGGAGCCCAUCCCGAAUGGGGGAGCAGCGUUCCACAGCGUCAGGACCUAUGGCAUCAAAGAAGGCCAGAAAUGCUCACCUUUGGAUCAGAUUGAGAGCUCGGAUUCCUACGGAGACCUCUCGGACGCCAGCGACCUCAAGACCCCCGAGAAACAGAACGCCAAUGGCUCCUUCUCCUCCUGCGACAUGGUGGUCGCCAAGAAUAAAUUGGAGUCGGAGGGGGAUAAGAAGUACCCUUGCCCCGAAUGUGGCAGCUUUUUCAGAUCCAAGUCCUAUCUUAACAAACACAUACAGAAAGUCCAUGUCCGCUCCCUGGGGGCCCCCUUAGGGGACUUGGGGCCUGCCCUGGGCUCCCCCUUUUCCCCACAACAGAACAUGUCUCUCCUGGAGUCGUUCGGGUUUCAGAUUGUCCAGUCCGCCUUUGCCUCCUCUUUGGUGGAUCCAGAGGUCGACCCACAGCAAAUGGGGCCGGAUGGAAAAUGAGGCUGGCUCCCUCCUUGACAUAGCGGCUGUCUGCUUUGGGUGUCUUAAGAUGGCUGUGGGCAAUGUGUGGGAGCUGACAAAAAAAUCCAGUUUUGUAGUGGGGAGAUUUUUCUGUUUGGAUUCCUUUUAGGUCCUCCCUUCCCUUCUCCCCGAAAUCUUCCCCGGGGGGCAGAGAGUGUGCGUGUGUUGGGGGCCAGCUGUGGGGUUAUCACCUGCACGGCAACGAAUGGAGGGGCAGCCUUUGGGGGCUGCACCCCAUGGCAGGGCAAAACGGCGCCAAGCACCCAGAAGGUCUGUGGGCGACCCCAGCUUGGAACCCCGCGGAUGAAAACUAAACACCCCAAAGGCUGGUUGGGGGAAUGUUAAGAAACCCUAGUUGAUCUGGCAGAGAAUUAGAUGUGUGUCUCUCCUAUCCUUUUAUUUUGGUCCUUCAUCCUUCUCUGCCUCAUGACCCUUUCCUGAGAUUCGCAUUGUUAGCAUCGUCGUCUGCUCAUAAAAGCACAUACCUGUGAGGUAUCUAGUAGGUAGAGGUACCAUUGUUCUUUAGGAAGAAAGGAAGAAGAAGAAAAAACCACCAGAAAACGCAACUUACGAAAGCUUUUAUUUUCUUUUUUGAAGAAGUCGAGGAUGCUGUGCCAGAGGCAAGGGAGUUGAGGGAGGGUGCCCGCUGUCUGGCCCCACCAGAUUCAAAUCAGUCCUUGGGUGCAACCAAGCAGCAAAGUUCUCCUGAAAGUGGUGGGUGGGUGUGGGGGAGGUCAGGCAGGUGAGGCCACCCAGGAGCAAAUCUCCCGCUCAUUCCAUUCGGGCUCCUUCAGGAGAAUUUUAACUCAGUUUUAUGCUGCUUUUUUUUCUAACUCGCUCUCGAUAUUCUCUCUCUCUCUCUCUUUCUCUUAUUAUGAUUCUGAUUAUUACAUUUAUGAUUUUAGGACCUGUUGUAGUGAUUUGCUACUGAGAAGCCCUUCCGAGGGAAUUAUACAGAGAGCUCUUAAAGCAGCUGUCAUGUUAGGGUUAGUAUUAAUUUUUUUUUAGAUGUAUCAUAAUUAAUAAUAAACUUGGCUAGUUGAUUGUUUUUAAGUCUAUGGGAUAAUAUAGUUAUGCAAAACGGAAGAAAAGGGGAGGGGGAAGGUUUAAAAACAAAAGUAAAGGCAAGAGCCACACACUCGGUUGGCUGAUGCAUAAAGACCCCAAAAGAUGAAAUUGAUCGGCAAAAACGAUUAAUUUUUCUGUACUACCAACCUGUUUAGUGCAAAUGAAUUAUAGAGUUCAGAGUGAUUAAAAAAAAGAAAAAACAAUUUGAUUGGACUGCAUUAAAGAAGUUAGAAUGGUUACUUUA